GUCACCAUGCCGCUUUCCCCCUUAUGCCGGCAAUUUCACACAGCCGGCGGCAUGGCAAAAAUAAAAACACUUGCAGGAAAUCAAGGACGGCCAACCCAUCAAAUCUGAUAUGUAUCUCAUGUCAGUCACAGUCUGUCUCUAAACAUAGGCCAGAUAACAUUUCACAAUUAGCACUUCUAAAUAUCAGGUCUCUGGCUGGUAAAUCCUUCAUAGUCAAUGAUUUUAUUAACAAGCACAAACUUGAUUUUAUGUUUCUAACUGAAACGUGGCUAGGUCAGGAAAAUAGUGCCGCAGUUUUGAUUGAGACAGCCCCUCCAAAUUUUAGUUUCUUUAGUGAAGCGAGAAUACACAAGAGAGGAGGCGGAGUUGCCACUCUGUUCAAGGACAGCUUCCAGUGUAGGCAAAUGUUUUAUGGUCAGUUUGACUCCUUUGAAUAUGUUGCCACUCAGUUAAAAUCCCCCUGUCGAGCAAUUUUAGUGACCAUCUACAGACCGCCCAAAUAUAAUGCAAGGUUUUCUGAUGAGUUUGCAAAAUUGCUGUCUAUUGUGUGCAUGGAUUUUGACUGUGUUCUUUUAGUGGGAGAUUUUAACAUUCAUGUUGAUAACCUUACAGAUGGGUGUGCUAAGGAACUGUUAAAUAUCCUGGAUAACUUUGGGCUUUCUCAGCAUGUCACAGAAUCAACACAUAACAGAGGGCACAUAUUAGAUCUAAUUAUUUCCAAAGGUCUUAAUAUCUAUGAGAUUGUGGUGAACGAUGUCGCUUUAUCUGACCAUUACUGUGUUUCGUUCAAAAUGACCACCUCUGCUAAUAAUAUGAAAAGUGAAGCAGAGGUGAUCAGAAAGCGUUACAUAAAUGAUAACACCUGUGCAUUAUUCACCCAGGGUUUUACACCAUCACCAACCCUGCCCUCAGCUCUAGUUGAUGACCUUGUAAACAGUUUUAGCUCCAACAUUAUGACUGUUAUUGAUUCCAUUGCCCCAAUUAAGACCAAAGUUCUGUCAGGAAGAAAAAAGGCACCCUGGAGAAACGCCACACUGGUUAAAGAACACAAAAGAUUAUGUCGACAAGCUGAACGCAGGUGGCGAAAAAACAAACUCCAGGUACAUUACGACAUUUAUAAAGAGAGUCUUCGCAACUAUAACCAGGAACUGAAGAAUGCAAGGCAAUCAUAUUUCUCAGAGAUUAUCAAUAGAAACAGUAAUAAUGCCCGCACACUUUUUUCUGUUGUGGACAGACUGACCAACCCCACAGCAUCACUCCCUCCUGAACUUCUGUCCAACAAGUCAUGUAAUGACUUUGCAGCCUUCUUCACAAACAAAAUAUUGCAGAUAAAACAGGCAGUUGCAUCCAUGGCAACGCCCCCCAGUACCUUAAAGAACUCCUCACCCCCCAGUCCUCAACACGCUCACUCCGCUCUACCAACACCCACAGACUUCUCCCCCCAAGGACUAAGAGCUGCACACUCGGGGACCGAGCUUUGUGUUCCUCGGCUCCUCGACUGUGGAACACCCUCCCAGAACAUCUGA
Myripristis murdjan (pinecone soldierfish) is the source of this 1526-nucleotide messenger RNA. RefSeq lists its product as uncharacterized. The record is from RefSeq and is a predicted model, not a curated record. Gene Ontology annotation, molecular function: catalytic activity. The transcript is spliced from 2 exons. NCBI's taxonomy places the organism in Eukaryota, Metazoa, Chordata, Actinopteri, Holocentriformes, Holocentridae. Bases 24 to 1526 code for a protein of 500 amino acids.